Messenger RNA from Mus musculus (house mouse), 1727 nucleotides. RefSeq names its product succinyl-CoA glutarate-CoA transferase (gene Sugct). The transcript is spliced from 14 exons. Gene Ontology annotation, molecular function: CoA-transferase activity; catalytic activity; succinate-hydroxymethylglutarate CoA-transferase activity. Lineage: Eukaryota; Metazoa; Chordata; Mammalia; Rodentia; Muridae. Bases 34 to 1344 code for a protein of 436 amino acids. The record is from RefSeq and is marked validated. Gene Ontology annotation, cellular component: mitochondrion.
GUCGCGGGGCGCUCUCGCUGGGGUUGAGGGGCGAUGCUGUGGAUGCUGGCCAGGGCGGUGGCUUUUCGGAGACCCGGCCGAGGCCUGGCCGGCGGGAGGGGGCUGUGGACCGGCCGCCCGCAGUCAGAUUGUGACAGUAUGAAGCCCCUGGAGGGUGUGAGAAUUCUGGAUCUAACAAGAGUACUGGCAGGACCCUUUGCCACGAUGAAUUUAGGAGAUCUUGGAGCAGAAGUUAUAAAAGUUGAAAGACCAGGAGCUGGUGAUGACACACGAUCUUGGGGACCUCCUUUUGUGAACACUGAAAGUACAUAUUUUCUUAGUGUUAAUCGAAAUAAAAAAAGUAUAGCUGUUAAUAUCAAGGAUCCAAGAGGAGUGAGAAUCGUCAAAGAGCUUGCAGCCAUUUGUGAUGUGUUUGUGGAAAACUAUGUUCCUGGGAAACUUUCUGAGAUGGGCCUAGGAUAUGAAGAUAUAGAUAAGAUUGCUCCUCACAUCAUCUACUGCUCCAUCACAGGAUAUGGCCAGACAGGGCCCAUGUCUCACAGAGCAGGUUAUGAUGCUAUUGCUUCUGCUAUGUCUGGUCUAAUGCACAUCACAGGACCUGAGGAUGGAGAUCCUGUUCGCCCUGGAGUGGCCAUGACUGACCUCGCCACUGGUCUUUUUGCUUAUGGGGCCAUUAUGGCUGGCCUCCUACAACGUUAUAGAACUGGAAAAGGACUGUUCAUUGAUUGUAAUCUGCUGUCAUCACAGGUGGCAUGUUUGACCCAAGUAGCUGCUAAUUAUCUUAUUGGACAAAAGGAAGCGAAACGCUGGGGCACAGCUCAUGGCAGUAUUGUUCCUUAUCAGGCUUUUAAAACCAAGGAUGGCUAUCUUGUAAUUGGAGCAGGAAAUAACCAACAGUUUGCUGUGGUAUGCAAGAUCUUGAAUUUGCCUGAACUGAUCGAUGAUUGCAAGUAUAGAACGAACCAUCUUCGGGUACAGAAUAGAAAAGAGCUUGUGAAAAUCCUUUCAGCACGGUUUGCAGAAGAAGUGACUGCCAAGUGGCUUUGUCUCUUUGAAGGAAGUGGGAUCCCAUAUGGACCAAUCAACAGCCUGAAGGAUGUGUUUUCAGAAGCCCAGGUAUUGCACAAUGGCCUUGUUAUGGAGAUGAAUCAUCCAACUGUGGGGAAGAUUUCAGUCCCAGGUCCAGCUGUGAGAUACAGCAAGUUCAAGAUGUCAGAGGCAAAGCCACCUCCCCUGCUGGGACAGCAUACAAGGCAUAUCCUGAAGGAGGUCCUCAGAUAUGAUGAGGGGGCUAUUGAGAAGCUACUCUGCUCUGGUGUGAUAGAGCAACAUGAAACCAAGUGACAGAGGAGAAUGCAUCAGAAAACUGCAGCUGGCUGGCCCAGACAGUGAGUGCUCUGUGCAUGCCUUUCCCAGUCUUGAUCCUACUACAAAGCAUGGUGAGGAGAACUACAGACUACCUGCCUGGCAUCUCUGGGGUAACUUUAGGAUUAAAGUCUAGUGCCCAUUUAAAAACUUACUGUUUUGACUUUUCCCCCCAGAAAAUAAUUUAAUCAUUGAUUUAUGGAAUUUGAUUAAUUCUAUAUUUUUCAUCCUAAAGGUAUAAUAACUGGUGUUGGAAUGUUGCUUUCAUUUAAUUCUUCCACAAUGUAUAAUGUAUGGAAACAUCAAAUUAUAAAUUGUAGUUUUGAUUUGUCAAUUGAAAAUAAAGCAAAACCUAAAAAAAA